AUGAUAAAGAGAUUUAUCAAGUUAAUUCCUUUCAAUAUUGUACUUGUGUUUAUUUUCCUGAUAUUUCUUGAAUCCGACGCUGUUCCUUCACUUGGUGCUCCUCCUAAUAGGGUCAUUGGCAAGUGCAGUGAGAAGGAGCGAAAUGCUCUACUCGAGUUCAAAGCCGGUUUUGUAGACUUCUCUGGCCAUGUCUCUACAUGGAGAGCCCAAGAUGACUGCUGCAGUUGGAGUGGAGUCGAGUGUAACAACCAAACGGGUCAUGUCAUAAAGCUUGACCUUCAACAUUUUCAACUUCGUUUAGAAGGCGAGGUAAGUCCUUCGUUGCUUAACCUAAGCCACUUGACUUAUCUUGAUCUUAGCCAUAACUCUUUCGAUGGAACAAUCCCCAAGUUCAUUGGUUCCUUGACCGAAUUACGCUACCUUGAUCUUUCAUGGAAUUUUUUCCGUGGAACUGUUCCUUCUGAACUCGGGAACCUCCGUAACUUGCGUUAUCUUAAGCUAGCAUCAUCAGGAAGCGUUAAGAACCUAGAUUGGCUUUCUCAUUUCUCUUUUUUGCAACACUUGGAUAUUUCUUUCACUCCCUUCUCUGAGCCAAAUAAUUGGGUUGAUAUGAUAAUAAGACUACCAAAGUUAUCAUAUUUAGGCUUGAAUCACUGUAACCUCUCAGCUGUCACACUUCCAUAUUCUUCUUUGGUCAACUCUUCUUCAUCUAUUGCUAGUCUCGAUAUUUCCGACAACAAUCUCACUUCAUUAGCAUACAACUGGUUAUUGCCUUUAACUAGCAAUAGGCUUCGCCAUCUUUAUCUCUCUUCAAAUCGAUUAGAAUGGUUCCCAAAAUAUUUUGGAAGCCUCUGCAGCUUGACAUUUCUUGAUAUCAAACUAAACCACGUGAAUACAAGCUUUCCAGAUUUCCUGACCAACUUAUCAGGGUGUGCAGCGAGUAGUUUAGAAGAGUUGGACAUUUACUUGAGCCGAUUUACAGGGUCAGUGUCAAGUGAAAUCCAAAAAUUUGUGUCCUUAAAGAAAUUAGAGUUAUCUGACAAUCAGUUGGAUGGAUCCAUAAGUAAGAAGAUGUGGGAGCUACCAAAGCUUCAAUAUUUGAGUGCUUCUUCCAAUUCUUUUCGUGGUAUUAUCCCGAAAGAGUUUGGCAAGUCAAAGCUACGUUACAUCAAUCUUUCAAAAAACUCUCUUGCCGGUAUCCUCUCUGAAGUUCAUAUGCAAAACCUUUCUGAUUUAGAACAUCUGGACUUGUCAUUCAACUCUUUAUCUUUUGAGCUAAGUUCCCACUGGGUCCCCCCUUUCCAACUAAAUCACAUCGAUUUGAGCUCUUGCAAGCUUGGCCCUCGGUUCCCCAAGUGGAUUCAAACACAGAAAAAUCUUACUCAUCUAGAUAUUGCAAAUUGUGGCAUUUCAGAUACAGUUUCGCCAGGACUUUGGGACGUAUGGCCUUCUCGACCAAGAUACUUUAAUCUCUCUUUCAAUAACAUUAGCGGAGAGUUACCAGACCUAACAUCAAAGUUUGGUCUUUAUUCUGCUAUAGAUUUGAGUUCCAACAACUUCCAUGGACAUAUACCAAAGUUUCCUUCUAGUUUGGUAUCUUUAAAUCUUUCAAGGAACAAAUUCUACGGUGGAAUCUCUUUUUUAUGCCAAAUAGUGGAUGGUCUUCUAUCCUUUCUUGACCUUUCUCGCAACUCAUUGAGCGGACAAAUUCCAGAUUGUUUAUCUCAUUUCAGGGAACUAAUAAUUCUUAAUCUAGAACAUAACAAUCUGUCCGGAACAAUUCCUACGUCUGUUCAAUCUUUGGUUCAAGUUGAGGUAAUGUACCUUUGCCACAAUAACUUUUCCGGUGAAUUGCCUCUACUUUUGAAAAAUUGCACCAAGUUGACCCUUUUGUGCUUGGGGUCCAACAAGUUCUCUGGCAAUGUGCCUGCCUGGAUUGGAGAAAAUCUAUCAGAGUUGUAUGCUCUUAGUCUAAGAUCAAACAACUUCGUUGGACCUAUUCCUUCACAGUUAUGUUGGCUAGAAAAUCUUCAAAUACUGGAUUUGUCAAUAAACAAACUUAAUGGAACCAUUCCCUCGUGUUUGAAUAAUCUUACUGCCAUGGUUCAGGAAACACCUUCAUCAGAACAAGCCUUGCACUACUAUUUACCUGCAUACACAUCUAUAGGCCUUGAUGAGCGCCAAGUUUCUGAUUAUAGUAACUAUGUUGACUAUGCAAUGAUUGAGUGGCAAGGAAAUGAACGUGAAUUCAAAAGCAUCAAUCUUGGAUUGUUAAAGAUCAUCGAUCUGUCAAGUAACAAUCUAGUUGGAGCGAUUCCAGAUGAAUUAACAGGUAUCUACAAACUUCUUGCUCUUAACUUGUCAAGGAAUGCCUUACAUGGGAAGAUUCCAAGAAAGAUUGGUGAGCUAAAAUCUCUUCAAGUUCUAGAUCUAUCUGGGAAUGGUUUGUCAGGAAGGAUCCCAUCAAGCAUGUCUUCAUUGACUUUAAUAAGCUCCUUGGACGUAUCAGAUAAUAAAUUAUCUGGGAGAAUACCAUCAAGCACUCAACUCCAAUCGUUUGAACCAUCAAGUUACUCAGGAAAUGCAGGACUAUGCGGACCUCCCAUCAGCCAAAAUUGCCCAGGAGACGCCAUACAAGAGGUUCCAAAUGGCAUAUCUGAAGAUGAAGAUGCCAAGGAGGAGACAGAUGGAUCCUUGAGAUUGCUUUAUAUCGGUGGAGGCAUUGGAUUUGGUACUGGAUUUUGGAUUGCAUUUGGGGCUUUACUGCUCAAUCGUCAUGGGAGAUAUGUCUUCUUUCGGUUUCAUGACCACAUGAUGGACUGGGUUUCUAUUCGUGCAAUGUUGAUCUUCAUGAAAUUUCAAAGGACUGCACAUACAUAA
Messenger RNA from Erigeron canadensis, 2880 nucleotides. Its product is annotated as receptor-like protein EIX2. NCBI's taxonomy places the organism in Eukaryota, Viridiplantae, Streptophyta, Magnoliopsida, Asterales, Asteraceae. The coding region runs from base 1 to 2880 and encodes 959 amino acids. Gene Ontology annotation, molecular function: protein binding. The record is from RefSeq and is a predicted model, not a curated record. The transcript has 2 exons.